Messenger RNA from Cyphellophora europaea CBS 101466, 144 nucleotides. RefSeq lists its product as uncharacterized. The transcript has a single exon. The coding region runs from base 1 to 144 and encodes 47 amino acids. The record is from RefSeq and is a predicted model, not a curated record. NCBI's taxonomy places the organism in Eukaryota, Fungi, Ascomycota, Eurotiomycetes, Chaetothyriales, Cyphellophoraceae.
AUGGAACUCACGACUUUUCGAGAUGGGGGCAGUCCUCUUUGUUACAGCAAUAUCCGAAGAAACACUGCUUCUCGUCUCUAUAUACGCUCUGGUGCGAAGCGCGGCCGCCGCACUGAUUUCUCCCGCCGUGGGAACGUUAAUUGA